AUUUCGUAUCACCCAAAAAUGUGUUUGGGGUUUGUGGUUGGACACAUCAUCAUUAAUACUAAUUCUUUACAUUUUGCCUCAACGGCGUCAACGACAAACGAGAGCGAACCCACAAGCUAAGAGAGGAAUGUUGUUUUUUACGUCUCGUGAAAGUUUUGAUGUUUGAGAAUUAAACGUGUGUUGAUGCUUUGUGCGUCGAUUAAAGAAGAUUUGUGAUGUGAACAGGAAGCUGAAGAUUUUGAUUUCAUCAUUUGAUCGUACAAAUAAUAUUAUCACAUGAAAUUUCGUAUGAGGGUAUGAAGUUCGACAAACCCAACAUGCGUUUAUGGUUGAAGCUCGACACAUCGUCAUCAACAAUAAUUCUUAACAUUUUGCACGGCAUCAACGAGACGGCACCAAUGGCAAACGAGAGCGAAACAACAUUCUAAGAGAGGAAUGUUGUUUAUCACGUUUCGUUGAUGGUUUGAGUGGGAGCGACAAAUAAGUGGUACUCUCUGUUUAUUUCGGUCAUCGACACAAUCAAGACGGACUGUGUAAUGGAUCCGUUACGUCCAGCACGCGUGGAAGAAUUGAAACAUCUCAUUGGCAUAUACAAACAAUUUCUUCCACAGUCGAUCCAAUUUGUGUCACUGUUGCAAAAUAUUUUACGCACCAAUCUCACACUUCACGACACUGAUAAGGAGCAAGUCUCCCAUCGACUACAAAAAACUGUUUACAUUCCCAACAAUGAGAAAGGAAAUCGUUUGGCAACCUUUGUAGCCAUCAGUCGUGAAGAGGACCUAUUCAUCUUUAUGAAUACAUUGGAAGUUCCUCCUACGGAGCUUACGCACGCUCUCGAGCACACCACUUACAUUAAAUGGGGAAUCAAACCUAUGUUUGUGAUAGGUGAUAACAGUGAAAUUCGUGCAAAGCUAUCUCAAUUAACAGUGGAACCCAAAGUUCAGUUCGAAAGUUGGUCCGAUUGUGUUAACUAUUGGAUGCCACAAACAGAAGCUGCUAAGCUUAGUUAUAUCGUUCCAGGCGACGUAGAACUAAAGCCAUUACAAGUUCAACAUGCCAAACAAUUAAACGAAUGGUGGCCAUAUCGCUACAGGACAUCGCAGCAAUACUUCGAAUCUGCCAUUAAAUAUUUUGGGGCUUUCGGUUUGUUUGACAAAACAUCGGGAGAACUAGUAGCAUGUGUGUUCCAGAAUGAUCAUGACGCUGUGGGACACCUAUAUACAGUUCCCGAACGUUGCAAUCGAGGCUACGGAUGUACUCUUGCAAAAGCUAUAACUAAACAUAUUGCUGUUCAAUACAAGCAAGAUGUGCAUACUUUCAUCGCUGGAAAUAACGAAAUAUCAAUACGACUGUUCAACAAAAUAGGAUACAAAGCUGUAAGCCGAACGGAAUGGCUUGUUGCAUCGAAACAUUGAUACAAAACGUUGAUUCGCUUGGCAUGAAACAAUGUUGUUGAUAAAAUAAUUUCUUCUCAAAAUCUAUAGAACUACGAAAAUAAAAUUAAAAAUUUCCAUUUCCAAUGA
Molecule: messenger RNA, 1523 nt
Organism: Anopheles arabiensis
Lineage: Eukaryota; Metazoa; Arthropoda; Insecta; Diptera; Culicidae
Exons: 4
Coding region: 537-1415 (292 amino acids)
Molecular function (GO): acyltransferase activity, transferring groups other than amino-acyl groups
Source: RefSeq, a predicted model, not a curated record